AUGGAGGUGGGUGGAGUAUGGUGCAUUUUAGGUGACUUCAACGCAAUCAGAUCUAAAAUAGAAAGGAAAGGGACCAGAGAGUUUCAUAGUAGAGGUGAGAUGGAAGGAUUUGAUGAAUUCAUAGUAGAAGCUGAUUUGGUGGACCUCCCUUUGAUAGGUAGGCGGUUCACUUGGUCUAACUUGGAGGGUUCGUUUAUGAGUCGUAUUGAUAGAUUUUUAGUCUCGGAUGGAUGGUUAGAGCAUUGUCCUAAUUGUUACCAGCGGUGUUUGGAUAAAAAAUUGUCUGAUCAUUGCCCGAUCAUGAUAAAUGCUUGGAGAAAGUUAGAGGUUCAAGGAUGGGGUGGUUAUGUAUUAAGAGAAAAACAUAAGUUGAUCAAAUUGAAGCUAAAAGAGUGGAGUAAAGAGCACACAGAGCAUCUUGAUGAUAGAAUAGAAGGAGAAAAAAGGAAAGUGAAUGAGUUGGAUUGCAAGGGAGAAAAAUCAAUGUUAUCGACUGAUGAGGUGAAUUUGAAAAGAGAACUUACAGCUCAGUUAUUGUCUAUGGUGAAAUUGAAGACUAGUAUGCAGUGGCAAAAGUUGCGGAUGAAAUGUCUUAGUGAAGGAGACACUAAUACAGAGUUUUUCCACCGUUGUAUUACAAAUAGGAGAAAGAAGAAUGAGAUAUUGUGUAUAAAGAAGGAUGGAUCCAAGAUGUAUGAAGUUCAUGAAAUUAAGAAAGAGAUGAUCGAAUUCUUUACAGAAGUUUAUGGGGGUAACAAGGAUAAACGUGCAAUGCUCUUGGAUUUCAAAUUUAAGCGAAUUGAUAUAGAGGCUAACGAAUUUUUUACUGCAUCUUUUUUCGAAAAGGAAGUGAGAGAUGCGGUGUGGGAAUGUGAUGGCAUGAAAAGCCUGGGCCCUAAUGGAAUUAAUUUGGGUUUUUCAAAGAGUUUUGGGAAUUCUUAA
Messenger RNA from Lathyrus sativus (Indian pea), 942 nucleotides. Lineage: Eukaryota; Viridiplantae; Streptophyta; Magnoliopsida; Fabales; Fabaceae. The record is from the annotation of a GenBank genome assembly.